Messenger RNA from Ectocarpus sp. CCAP 1310/34, 1005 nucleotides. The record is from the annotation of a GenBank genome assembly. NCBI's taxonomy places the organism in Eukaryota, Phaeophyceae, Ectocarpales, Ectocarpaceae.
AUGCGUUCCCUGUCUUGGGACAACAUCACGCGUGACUUCGGCACCGGGAACACUGCUGGCAAGGGCACCACAUCGACCCUGGAGUCGCAUUCCCUCGGUUCCUGCAGCGACGUCUACGAACUUUGUUUCGAGUCGUGCUCCGUCGGGAAGGGCCUCUUCAAGAAGAAGAACAAGCCCGCUGAGGGAUCUUGUCACGUCGUAUGCGCCGUAGCCCAGGAGGGCUGUCAGAGCUGCUCGAAGAAACACUACAAGGGCAGCAUGAUCACCACCCUGCAAGGCAUGGUCCGCGUCGUGUCCACCGUGGCCUACUGGAUGUGUUACCUUCUUGCAGUGAUCGCUUGUUGCUUUGGCACCAUCGCCUGGCUCGUGGUCGGCCUGUUCUACUGGGAACCGACCAUGCCCCUUUUCUCGUGGGCCGAGUCUUGGCUGCCUCCGGCGAUCCUGGUGGGUUCGGCAGGAGGUCCAGAGAAGGUGUACAUUGCCCUGAUGGAAACGGUCGUCGCCGACGAGGAAAGCCGUCACCAGCGAGACUGGUGCGCAAGGCCCAACACCCGCGGAAGGACCACCCGGAUUACCAAAUCCGACAACGCCCAAAUCACCAGCAACGACAACCGCGGUGACAUAGUCAACGACGGCGGCAACAACAUCGACCACAACGGCGACAACGACAACAAAAACCUAAGCGACGACAACGACAACGCCGACAACGACACUUCCGACAACGACGACAACGACACCGACAUCGGCAACGACAACGACAACGACAACGACACCACCGGCAACGAUGAUACCAGCAGCAACAAAGAAGAAAACAUCAACACCGACCAUGAGGACAACAACAACGACCAGGAGGACAACAUCACCGACCAGGAGAACAACAACACCGACCAGGAGGACAACAACAACGACAACAACAAAGAGGAUGACAACGACGGCAACAACAGCGCUACCUCCACCGCUACCACCGCCACCAACGAUGGUGCCAGUGAGGACAACGGAGAGUAG